GAUCAGACAUAGAAAAUAGAAAAGUCAUAGAAAAGUCACUUCAACAAUACACAAACAAACAAAUCUGCUGCGCAUUUAGAUGAAAGACAAAACCGGAUGAAGCCAUUUGUCAAUUUGACAAUAAUAAUGGUGUUUUAACAGUGACCAUGUGGGGACUGUUGUGACAGUCUUUCGUUAUCAGAAGCUUGAUCACAGAACGCAAUUUCACAGCGCAUGCGUGAUGUUUUCGCCUGAGUUUUUAGUCAUAUCGUCAGUGACUUCGGACAGACCACCUCGUAUCAACAGUGCUGUCGCAUCCUUCCAUCCAACCUCCUUGUUCCAACGCAACAAUGGCCGACCUUGAGAAUGCAAUGGCGGCGCUAGAACUACUUUUCGAGCAGAGCGGCCUCACCCUGCCAGCUGGCCUGCGGCACAUCCUCCUCCAUCUGCCCCACACAGCUCCGGCAAACUCGAGCCGGCCGGACUGGGGGCCACGGCGCAGGCUGGCGGCUGCCCUCUUCCGAGGGCUCUGGUAUGGAUCCGACAGGACGGUGGGGGCGGACUCCCGGGCCCCGGGGAGGGACACACCCACCUAUGUCUACCCGGAAGAGGUUAGGUGGGUCAUGCGGGCUCGAUUCCCCGACGACCCGGUCCGCCUGUACGACGGGCAAGUUGAGGAGCAGCGGGCAGUCUACUUCGUUGAUGUCGUAGAUCUGGCCACGGCCACCUGGCCGUCCUGCCGCUGCGGGAGCGCCACUGGAACUUCCGGGGGGCCUGCCCGCCGCGGACGCCGGACCUCCCGCGCCACACCUUACCCCCACAAGCGUGGCCAGUAG
This is a messenger RNA of Branchiostoma belcheri (Belcher's lancelet), 815 nucleotides long. RefSeq lists its product as uncharacterized. The coding region runs from base 330 to 815 and encodes 161 amino acids. The record is from RefSeq and is a predicted model, not a curated record. Lineage: Eukaryota; Metazoa; Chordata; Leptocardii; Amphioxiformes; Branchiostomatidae. The transcript has 4 exons.